Messenger RNA from Scatophagus argus, 1099 nucleotides. RefSeq names its product protein S100-B-like. NCBI's taxonomy places the organism in Eukaryota, Metazoa, Chordata, Actinopteri, Scatophagidae. Bases 236 to 517 code for a protein of 93 amino acids. Gene Ontology annotation, biological process: positive regulation of cell population proliferation; positive regulation of canonical NF-kappaB signal transduction. The transcript is spliced from 4 exons. Gene Ontology annotation, cellular component: nucleus; cytoplasm. Gene Ontology annotation, molecular function: RAGE receptor binding; calcium ion binding; transition metal ion binding. The record is from RefSeq and is a predicted model, not a curated record.
UCUGCCUCGGUUUCUUUACGUCAGUGCGAGUUUCCUAUCGCAGGAAGGGCGGACGGUCUCCUCACAUCUAGGCCGCCCAGCUAAAGGUGCAGGCAGGAACGCAAGCGGAAAGCACGUUAAGUGUCUACUCUCAGCUGGGCAAGGAAGCCAACACACUGCUGAAUAAGCCGUCAGUUGCACUGAGGAUCCUUACAAGACGGAGGAGUUUCUUCACAAGAAGGCUUCGAAGGCCAAUAUGUCAGAGCUGGAGCAAGGCAUGGUCACUAUUAUUCAGGUUUUUCACAAAUACUCGGGUCACAAGUGCAAGCUGAAGAAAACGGAGCUUAAAGCACUUAUCAACAACGAGAUGAGUAAUUUCAUAAAGAAAAUCCAAGAGAAUGACACUUUGGAUGAGCUCUUUGCGGACCUUGACCAGAAUGGAGACCUGGAGAUUGACUUCAAAGAGUUCAUCGCCCUCAUCGCCAUGGUCACCUCAGCGUGCGAAGAACUCUUCACCCUGAACUACCAUCAUGAUUAGUUAAAGUGUACAUGCAUUUCCAAAGAAUACAGUGUGUGAACUUUUUAAAUGCAGAGUAUGUCGCUCUCGGUAAAAACAAAAAGACAUGAGUAGCAUGGAAUCAUGGGAGACUAAGGCACACAUGUUCAGAGACAACUUACUGUUUUAAAGUUUUAUUUAUGUUUCUUUCAGUCAGUUUUGCAGACACUCUGUUACUGGAUACUGUUACUUUGAAUAAAGUUACGUAUUUGGUUGUUCACAACAAAAUAUAUAAUGAAGGACUUGUUUUUUUUUGACAUGUUAAGGAGGAAAUGCUACAUGUUAUCUUUAGGUGGGACUGGGUGAUUAGCUAGUUUGUAUCUGAGAAAAUUUUAUCCAGCAUGGAGCAUCGAUGUUUGUUACAUCUUUUGUUUAGAGUUUGUCGCAUAAAAUAAAAUGUAUAAAUUAUGACAACUCAUGAAGAAUCACACGCCCACAGCUUCAGACGUCCAUUUCUGAUCAGUUCCAGUCUGAACUUUUGUAUGAUAGCAGUAAAAUUUAAGACCUGCAAACAUGCAGUGUGCCACAGGAAAGCUGUGCAUGGUGGUGACAUCAAAUCUUGGG